GCGCGGGCAUGGCCGCGCGUGGCCGGCGCGCCUGGCUCAGCGUGCUGCUCGGGCUCGUGCUGGGCUUCGUGCUGGCCUCGCGGCUCGUGCUGCCCCGCGCCUCCGAGCUGAAGCGAGCGGGCCCGCGGCGCCGCGCCAGCCUCGAGGGCUGCCGGCCGGGCCAGGCGGCCGCGGCUUCUUCCCAAGCCGGCGGGGCGCGCGGCGAUGCUCGCGGGGAGCAUCCUUGGCAGCGCGGCCCGGCCCCAGACGGCGGCCAGCGCGACAGGAACUUUCUCUUCGUGGGAGUCAUGACCGCCCAGAAAUACCUGCAGACCCGCGCCGUGGCCGCUUACAGAACAUGGUCCAAGACAAUUCCCGGGAAGGUCGAAUUCUUCUCUAGUGAGGGCUCGGACACAGCGAUCCCAAUUCCCAUAGUGCCACUGCGGGGUGUCGAUGACUCCUACCCACCCCAGAAGAAGUCUUUCAUGAUGCUCAAGUUCAUGCAUGACCACUACUUGGACAAGUACGAAUGGUUUAUGAGAGCAGACGACGAUGUUUACAUCAAAGGAGAUCGUCUGGAGAAUUUUCUGAGGAGUUUGAAUAGCAGUGAACCCCUCUUUCUUGGGCAGACAGGACUGGGCACCACAGGAGAAAUGGGAAAACUGGCCCUGGAGCCCGGCGAGAACUUCUGCAUGGGGGGGCCCGGGGUGAUCAUGAGCCGGGAGGUUCUGCGGAGGAUGGUGCCACACAUUGGAAAGUGCCUCCGGGAGAUGUACACCACCCACGAGGACGUCGAAGUGGGGAGAUGCGUGCGGAGGUUUGCGGGGGUCCAGUGCGUCUGGUCUUAUGAGAUGCAGCAGCUUUUUUAUGAGAAUUAUGAACAGAACAAAAAGGGGUACAUUAGAGAUCUCCAUAACAGUAAGAUCCACCGAGCCAUCACACUGCACCCCAACAAAAACCCUCCCUACCAGUACCGGCUCCACAGCUACAUGCUCAGCCGCAAGAUCGCCGAGCUUCGCCACCGCACCAUUCAGCUGCACCGAGAGAUUGUCCUGAUGAGCAGGUACAGCAACACCGAGAUCCAUAAAGAAGACCUGCAGCUGGGGAUCCCCCCUUCCUUCAUGCGGUUCCAGCCCCGCCAGCGGGAGGAGAUUCUGGAAUGGGAGUUUCUGACCGGGAAGUAUUUGUAUUCGGCUGCUGAUGGCCAGCCCCCUCGAAGAGGGAUGGACUCUGCCCAGAGGGAAGCCUUGGAUGACAUUGUCAUGCAGGUCAUGGAGAUGAUCAACGCCAACGCCAAGACCCGGGGCCGCAUCAUCGACUUCAAGGAGAUACAGUACGGCUACCGCCGCGUGAACCCCAUGUACGGCGCCGAGUACAUCCUGGACCUGCUGCUCCUGUACAAGAGGCACAAAGGGAAGAAGAUGACGGUGCCUGUGCGGAGGCACGCGUACUUGCAGCAGACCUUCAGCAGGAUCCAGUUCGUGGAGCACGAGGAGCUGGAUGCAAAGGAAUUGGCCAACAAGAUUAAUCAAGAAUCCGGAUCCUUGUCCUUCCUCUCAAAUUCCCUAAAGAAGCUUGUUCCCUUUCAGCUCCCCGGGUCAAAGAGCGAGUAUAAAGAACCCAAAGAGAAAAAGAUAAACAUACUGAUUCCUUUGUCUGGACGUUUUGAUAUGUUUGUGAGAUUUAUGGGAAACUUCGAGAAGACAUGUCUCAUUCCAAAUCAGAACGUCAAGCUCGUCGUUCUGCUUUUUAACUCUGACUCCAACCCUGACAAGGCCAAGCAAGUCGAACUCAUGAGGGAUUAUCGCGUUAAGUACCCGAAAGCUGACAUGCAGAUUUUGCCAGUGUCUGGAGAGUUCUCAAGAGCUCUGGCCCUUGAAGUAGGAUCUUCCCAGUUUAAUAAUGACUCUUUGCUCUUCUUCUGUGAUGUCGACCUCGUGUUUACUACAGAAUUCCUUCAGCGAUGUCGAGCAAAUACCGUUCUGGGCCAACAAAUAUAUUUUCCAAUCAUCUUCAGCCAGUACGAUCCAAAGAUUGUUUAUAGUGGGAAAGUUCCCAGUGACAACCAUUUUGCCUUUACUCAGAAAACUGGCUUCUGGAGAAACUAUGGGUUUGGCAUUACUUGCAUUUAUAAGGGAGAUCUUGUCCGCGUAGGAGGCUUCGAUGUUUCCAUCCAGGGAUGGGGGCUCGAGGACGUGGACCUUUUCAACAAGGUGGUCCAGGCAGGUUUGAAGACAUUUAGAAGCCAAGAAGUAGGAGUAGUCCACGUCCACCACCCUGUCUUUUGCGAUCCCAAUCUUGAUCCCAAACAGUACAAAAUGUGCUUGGGGUCCAAAGCAUCAACGUAUGGGUCCACACAGCAGCUGGCUGAAAUGUGGCUAGAGAAAAACGACCCAGGUUACAGUAAAAGCAGCAAUAAUAACGGCUCAGUGAGGACAGCCUGAUGUCCAGCUCUGCUGGAAAAAGACAUUUUUAAUUAUCUAAUUUAUUUUUCAGAAAUUUUUUGUAUGCUCAGUUUUUGAAGUCCAUAUGAGGAUAUAUUUUACACGUGAUUUUUCUUACAAAGGACUCUUUGGAGAUUGAGCUUUUUGAACAAAAAUGUGAUCAUGUUUGCCUUUGAACACAUUUCUUCGCUGGACCUUAUGUAGCAGACCUGCUUAAUUAUAACUUGAAAUGUACCUGAUGGACACUUUUAAACAGUUCCUUUUCAGACUCCUUUGCUACAGUCCUAUGGCAGAAAACAUGAACUUUCCUGCAAAGUAUUAUUGUAACAAGACACUGUAACUGUGGUAAAUGUUUUCUAGUAACUGUUAACUUUGCACAGAUUCUACCUUUUGGGUUUUGUUUUUUUUUUUUUUUUAACCAUGAUUUUGUUUUAAAGCCAUUUUGUGUUUCCUUAGUAAAAGAGAUGUGACAGUCGCUGUAUCAUCACCUUCAGGAGAGCUUUCCAAAGUUGAUUCUUCCCCCCAAACUUGUGCUCGUGUGGUCUCACAGGGUUUAAAAGGCAGGAGAAGCAGAGAGCGCACAGUAGGAACCAUGGCUGUUACUCUUGUAGUCCGUGUCGCCUGCAUGGACCUGGCAUUAAAUUUCAGGGAGGAUUGGGCAUUUUCUGUCUUCCUGAUCCUUCUCUUUAAAAGGUAAAAUGUUAAUAUUUAGAAUGAAAACAUUGGGGGAAAAAUAUAUCUUGUUUUGGUUACUUCAUCCUGUCCUGCACUAUGUUUGUGGAGAUAGGCCUUCCGUUCUUUAAUUACUGUUUUGUUUUAUCCUUUGUGUCUGAAAUACCUUUAAUUUAUUUAAUAUCCAUUGUUUAGAACGCUGCCAUUUCUCGAGUACCUAUCAGUUACUAGUAUUUAUGUGUAUCAGGAGUGUGUUUAGUAUGUUUUAUUUGCAGUCAACUGAUCUCCAAAGAUUUCCUUUUGAAAAUGCUUCCCCCCCCCUCCUUAAUUUUUACAUUCCUCACUGUUUUACUAAAUAUUAAGUGUUCUUUGACAAUUUUGGUGCUCACAUGUUUUGGGGACAACAGUGAAAUGAAUCUGUUCAUUACACCAGAAAGUUUGUUUGUUUUAAACUCACGUAUCAAAUGUGCCUUAAUAAAUUUCUUUUUCAUUUAGAUUUCCAACAGGAAUAGACUUGCCAUUUUAAUACACACCAGUGGAGAUCUGCUUAUUUGUAAAUAGCCUAUUGCUCAUUUGGAAAAAUAAACCAGUGAACAAUAUUUUUCUAUUGUA
Messenger RNA from Talpa occidentalis (Iberian mole), 3707 nucleotides. It is a transcript of the gene CHSY1, whose product is annotated as chondroitin sulfate synthase 1. Gene Ontology annotation, cellular component: Golgi cisterna membrane. The transcript is spliced from 3 exons. Gene Ontology annotation, molecular function: glucuronosyl-N-acetylgalactosaminyl-proteoglycan 4-beta-N-acetylgalactosaminyltransferase activity. Lineage: Eukaryota; Metazoa; Chordata; Mammalia; Eulipotyphla; Talpidae. The coding region runs from base 9 to 2423 and encodes 804 amino acids. The record is from RefSeq and is a predicted model, not a curated record.